Molecule: messenger RNA, 600 nt
Organism: Staurois parvus
Lineage: Eukaryota; Metazoa; Chordata; Amphibia; Anura; Ranidae
Source: the annotation of a GenBank genome assembly
GAGGAUGACGAUGAAGAAGAUGAUGAUGUAGACAUGCUUAUUAUGCAACGUCUGGAAGCAGAAAGAAAAGCAAGGCAGACUGCUAUGCCAGCAAUCUCUGUUCUAGAUUUGUUGCAGGAUGAGGAAAGAAGAAGACAACAACAACUGGAAGAGAUCCGCAAAAGAGAAGCCGAAGAUCGCAUACGACAAGAAGAAGAACGUCGCCGCCAAGAGGAGGACCGAACAAAACGGGAAGCUGAAGAAAAGAGGAGGCAGGAAGAGGAGUACUACAACCGUUUGGAAGCAGAGAGGCGCAGGCAACAUGAGGAGGCAGAGCGGAGAUUACUAGAGCCUGAAGAGCCUGGUCUGUACAGACCUCCACUCCCAAGGGAAUAUGAGCUCCCAUCCCCACCCCUCCCGUCUAACGCUCCGCCUCCCCCACCUCAGCGAAACACUUCUUACCUCAAAACACAAGCUCUGUCACCUGACACCGUUUACACUGCCAAGUUUGUUGCAUACACUGAUGAUGAGGAAGACACAAACCUAGCAGGAUCAAAUUCUUACACUGGAUCAUCAAGUACGAUAGCUGGGAACAAUGAAGUGUAUAGGGAUCCAAGAGAC